AUGAAGCUGAAGAAAUUUAUGCUCAGAUAUUAUCCACCUGGCAUUAUACUUGAAUAUGAACGAUCUAAUGGCAGAGAGGGUACAAAGACUAUUGAUUUAUUAGAUUUAACUGAGUUUUCUGAUGUAAAUACAGUGGCCGAAGAUAUUGUUGCCAGCGAACCUUUAAUUCCGAGCGGAAAGACUGAACAAAUUAAACAACUCGUUGAAAGUAAAGUUGGUAAACAAAAAUUCAAAGAAGAGAAAUCACUCCAGGCUCACUUGUUACCUCUUACCAAUUGUGCUUUCAACAAAUCAGGAGAUAGAUUUAUCACUGGAAGCUAUGACAGAACUUGUAAAAUAUGGGAUACAGAAACAGGAUUGGAAUUAAAGAGUUUAGAAGGGCACAAAAACGUAGUAUAUGCUAUUGCAUUCAAUAAUCCAUUCGGUGAUAAGAUUGUUACAGGAUCUUUUGAUAAAACAUGUAAAUUGUGGGAUGCAGAAACUGGUGAAUGUCAAUAUACUCUUAGAGGGCAUGAAUUGGAAAUUGUUUGCGUCUCUUUCAAUCCAGAUAGCAGCUUGAUUGCAACUGCCUCAAUUGAUACAACAGCAAAGGUUUGGGAUGUGGAAACUGGAAAGGAAGUAUAUUCUUUAUUAGGACACAAUAAGGAAAUUAUCAGUAUGAGUUUCAAUAAUGCUGGUAACUUUAUUGUCACUGGAUCAUUCGACAAUACAGUACGUGUUUGGGAUGUUAGAUCAGCAGAAUGUGUUUAUAAUUUCCAUGGCCACGAAUGCGAAGUUUCAGCAACUCAAUUCAACUUUUCAGGUGAUAUGGUUGUUUCAAGUUCUAUCGAUAAGACUUGUAAAUUAUGGAGUAUGCAUACAGGAACAUGUGUAAGAACAUUAACUGGACAUAAUGAUGAAGUAAUAGAUGUGUCUUUCAAUGGAACUGGAACAAGAGUAGCAACAGCCUCCCAAGAUUGUUCUGCCAGAAUUUAUGAUACAAUGACAGGAGAGUGUCUUGCUGUCUGUUAUGGACAUCAUGCUGAAAUCUCCAAGGUUUCAUUCAAUCCUCAAGGUAAUAUGAUUAUUACUGCUUCUAAUGAUAAGACUUGUAGAUUGUGGGAUGCCAAGACUGGAAAUUGUUUGCAAGUUCUUAGAGGACACAAAGAUGAAGUUUUCAGUUGCGCCUUCAAUUAUGAAGGUGACACAAUUAUUACAGGUUCAAAAGAUAAUACUUGCAAGAUUUAUAAGGCAACAGGAGAGGAAUAUUAA
Naegleria gruberi is the source of this 1251-nucleotide messenger RNA. RefSeq lists its product as uncharacterized. Gene Ontology annotation, molecular function: protein binding. The record is from RefSeq and is a predicted model, not a curated record. The transcript has 4 exons. Lineage: Eukaryota; Heterolobosea; Eutetramitea; Acrasida; Naegleriidae. The coding region runs from base 1 to 1251 and encodes 416 amino acids.